GCAUUGUCAACAUUGUCUUCAUUGUCCAUCCAUCUGCGAGAUGUCAAACAACGCCCAGCAAAACUUUAGGUCACAGCUGUCCGGAUUCAGAUGGGCAAACUCGGUGCAAGAUGAUUCUCAACCCGCCGCUGGAACAGCAGCUGCGGGAGCAUCCACGAACCCUUUCAAUCGAGCUUGGACUGGAUUAUCAGGGUACAUCCCGUUAAGAAACGAGGGACAGAGCCAGGAAGAGGAGGCUUAUUUUGCUUUGUCCCGAUGGGAAAGAUUCCUCGGGUUCUUAGCUUGUUGUGCUGGUGGUCUGGCCUGCUUCUUCAUCGCGUUCCUCUUCCUCCCCAUUCUCGCCAUCAAGCCUCGGAAAUUCGCUCUUGCCUUCACUCUAGGAUCAUGCCUCUUCAUGUUGGGUUUCGCGAUCUUGCAUGGGCCAUGGAACCACCUCAAGCAUAUCACAUCGUCAGAGAGGCUUCCAUUCUCUCUAGCAUACUUUGGAUCGCUCGCUCUUACUCUAGUCUUCGCCAUAUGGCUACGCUCGACGAUCGGCACCAUUGUUGCAGCGAUUGUACAGAUCGUCGCUCUGCUGUCGUAUCUGGCAGCUUACUUCCCCGGCGGGACCACAACUUUGCGGUUUGGUGGACAAAUGGCGAUGCGCGGUAUGGGAAGUCUGUUACCAAUUUGAGCGUGAUUUGGCAAUGCAUGAAUGCUUGUAGA
Molecule: messenger RNA, 705 nt
Organism: Kockovaella imperatae
Lineage: Eukaryota; Fungi; Basidiomycota; Tremellomycetes; Tremellales; Cuniculitremaceae
Product: Got1/Sft2-like family-domain-containing protein
Exons: 7
Coding region: 41-673 (210 amino acids)
Biological process (GO): vesicle-mediated transport
Cellular component (GO): membrane
Source: RefSeq, a predicted model, not a curated record